UUUAACUCAAGAAAUGGGAGCACAAGCAAGCGCUUAAAGAUUUAAUGAUAGAGAAAUCAAUUAGCAAUAAUAAGAUUAUUAAAUAAAAAUACCAUCAUAGUAUAUAUUUUUUUGAAUAGAUAAAUGUAAAAUGAAGAUCACCAAUAAAUUUUGGAAGUUCAAUAUUUAAAUUAAGUAAAAUCAAAGCUCAUGUUUAUUAUAAGAUUUAUUUGAAGAAUCAACCCUUUUAAAAAUAAAAGUAAUAUAUUUUGAGGGCUUUAGUAUUAUUUCUGAUAAGAUUAAUAAUAUUACUGAUAGUCUUUAAUAUUUUUACAACUAAUUUUUUUGUAUUUCAAAUCUAUCCAAAUUUAAGUUUUGAAUUAUUUGGCACUAUAUAUAUAGUGCUAAUUAUUUUGAGCAGAUUUCCAAUCUUUUAAAAUGUAAUAAAUUCAAAUUGAAUAUUAUAAGACACCAAUAUCAUAUGCCAUAUUCAUUAUAACUUUGCUUUUAGAACCUUUUUUGUUGUUAUACUCAUACUUUCAUUUCAUCAUCAUAAGUAUUAUUAGAAUUUAAAUAAGAUUUCAACAUAAACUUUUAUAUUCUGUUUAUGCGAUUUUUAUGUGGCUUUUUCUCUAUUAUUAAUCUAAUAGUUUAUCUUUGUUUUUCAAAAGAAGCCAUCCAAUUAAAAAGUAUUUCCAAUAAUUAUCUAAGGUGCUUUAAUAUAUAAUGCAAUUGCUUCUUUUUUUAUUGGCAUAUUUGUGUAUGCAUAUAACGAUUUAUCAAUUAAUAUAACCUCAAUAGUUAUACUAUUAUCAUCAUUUUUUUUAAUGACUAUAUCAGGAUUAUUGAUAACCUUAGUGACAAAAUAAAUGUUUGAAGGAAGAGUAAAUUAUAUAAUUAUAGAGUGUAGUUCUCCGUUAAAAUAAAUUAAAUCUUUGGAAUUGUAAAUGUUUAUUAAUUUGGUCUUUACUUUCCAUGUAAUUUUUGA
Messenger RNA from Paramecium sonneborni, 967 nucleotides. NCBI's taxonomy places the organism in Eukaryota, Ciliophora, Oligohymenophorea, Peniculida, Parameciidae. The record is from the annotation of a GenBank genome assembly.